Messenger RNA from Spirodela intermedia, 2802 nucleotides. Lineage: Eukaryota; Viridiplantae; Streptophyta; Magnoliopsida; Alismatales; Araceae. The record is from the annotation of a GenBank genome assembly.
AUGGAAUCAUCAGGCGGCGGUGGAAAUCGUCCGAGGGUAGAAGACGUGAUAUCGAAGCUCAAAGAUGACGGGGAUUUCGAUGCCCUCCGCCUCAAAAUAGUCCGCAAGAUCAAGGAAAAUGUAAGCCUGCCUGCUAAUCCGCUAAUUUCAGCCCCGACCUGUUAGAUCCGUUAAUGUCUGACAUUGAAGUUUCCUUACUGAUUCUGCCGAUGUAUCGCUGUUUUGUGAUGCUACCGUCCCGCUCUCGUCUCUCACGUCGUAUCCAUCCCCGCGAACGUGUGCUAGGCGUCUUUGAAUAUAUUACGAUAGUACGAUGAAUCUAUCUGUUUUUCACGACAUUUUUUCUUAACAGAAAUUUUUAGCUUCUAUUACGGAAUCUGAACUACUCUUCACAGACGAGGGAGUUAGUACUAAUUACAUGGAAGAGAUACGCGGAAUUUCCAUUACAACAUCCGCCGAAAAUCCAGAAACGUGCAUAUAAUGAAACCUGCUGUAAAAAAAUCUCUUUGAUCUGGAUAAGUUAUUGGAAUCCAGGGCGAGUCUUCUCCCAUGGAAGUAGCAGUUCAUCUCUUUGCAGUCUUUGGUUCUGCAUCAAAUCCGUCUCUGUGCUGGAACUCUUGGAGUUUGCCAAUUCAGACUAAUAGGCUCCAGCUUCUGCGCAGCUCAAGAUCUGUUGCGAUGUGUGACAAACUAACUGCGACCUUUCGCUGGCUUCUCGCUUUCCCCACAUCUUUGUUCCUCUAGCAUAGAUUCUCUGGAUCUGUUGUCACUCCAUGGCAACACUUUUUAUUUUAUCCUUCGCAUUGGGACCCUGAAACCUUCUUCGUGCUCUGUUACCACGAUAUCACACUGACUGACAGAUGUCUUUUAAUUCGGACACCCCCAAUAGAUUCGCUUUCGUAAUAACUGAUCGAGGAAAUAAUUUCUCAGAUUUUGGUUCGAUAAUCUGUCACGGUAAAAACUUACGUUUGGGUUAGUAUCUGGUGUUCUACUUUUGAAAAGUUCUUGUUUUUCCCCGUCUGAUUUUGUACGCACCCCUCCCCCCUUUUAUCCUUUACGUUCCUUGUGCAUUCUUGUGUUCAUUUCUGUACAAAUGCAUAUGCAUUCACAGAUUUUAAUUUGGAUGGCGAGUUGCAUGAUGGCCCCUUUGUGAAAAGAAUAAGCCUAACAGAAGAUUGAGGUGAAAGUUGGAAGUGCAUUACGAGUAAUAAGAGAGGAACUCCAUUUGCGCCCUUAUCCAUUUGAAAUAUACUGUUACAGGCAGAAUGAUGAUUUGCAUUCGAAAUGGCCUUGACCUCCGUAUUCAACUCCAGUGCAACAUCAAGUUUUAGUCAGUAUUUUGUAACCAUAUUUUGAUGGCGUCUUUGUAGCUGUAGUUGAUGUGAUAUUUUUAUGGAGAUAAUAAUACUUGUGCUGUGAUAAGUUGUAUCAAUCAAGUUAGCAUGGUGUGAUCUUGUUUUGAUCCGGAGUCAUCCCAUAUGAUCUAACCGGGCAUAAGAUUUUUUUUUUUUAAUCGAGGGAAAAAAAUUAUAGCUGACCCAGCUUCGAUUUGAGAUGUUUCACAGGUCAUAACCUAAUCAUAGCUGUGACGAAAAUACUAUAUUUUCUUGCCUUUUUCCCCUGAGUUUAAUCAGUAUAAGGUACUAUUCAUUUCAAAAAAUUACCAUUAAACAAAUCAAAAACUUACAUGCGCCAUCAGCCACUUCAUAAUGCUAGACAAAAAUGCGCCUGUGCAUAUUUACUAGAUCAGUUUGAGUGGAUAUUCAUUUUAUUUAGUAGUCCAAAAAGUGCCACCAAUGGUGUAGGAGGAGUGAGAUCAAAAGGCUCCAAUAAUCGGCCCAAACCAAGCAAAACCCACGGGCACAUUAUAUUGCAUUGGACACCAGAAUAUCUAUCACUGAUUUACUAGUCUCUGUCUUAAAAGUCAACUGAUGAAAUGGACAGUCCAACACAGGAGGACCUGCGCAGCCAGAUUAUCUUAGAGGUGAAACAGUCAGCCGCGCUUAAUCGUGAAGGAGCUGUAAACUUGAAACCCCGGCAGCUUUCAGACGCCAUUCAUGAAGAGAUUGGGUAAGUUCGGGCGUGCUGGCCUGAGUUUUUACCCAGUCGUACUUGGUAAUUAUUGCUUGAUGCACCCUGGUUUUGCUUCCAUAAAGCCCGGACUCUCUCUCCAGGGUUUCCAUGGUUUGACCACAUCUUCCUCUUCCACACCAACCCUGCAUCUCCUCCAGGAACAAGGUCAUGGGCCAUAUCUCUGACGAGCUGUGGAGGAUCAUCCGGUCCAGCGAUGGAAUGCGAGAUGAGAUAAGGGAGUCGGUCAGGUCUGUCUAUAAUAAGCUGAUGAACCCCCGACAGGAGGAGACAAACGGCUUGCCGACUCUGACCAGCCGCCAAUCAGUCAACGAUGGGGAGGCCAUUUCUCGACAAGCAGGCUCUUCUUUGUCAAUCGUCCCACCCAGUAAGGAGCCUCUGGAACCGCCAGGGUUCGCUCCUCAAGCUCAUGGUCCGUAUGAAGCAGCCAUAUCGUCUGAUGAUGAACCAACGGAACCGCCAGGGUUCUUCACUACAUUUAUUCAGGCGCAGUCGGAGAACUCCAGCAAGGAGGAACCCGAGGAACCGCCUGCAGCGGGGGGGCAGGCACCUGAGCACCGCAAGGAAGAGCUCCGCAGUUCACCAGCUUCUUCACCAGCGAGCGAUGGCGAUGGCGCCACCCCUCCUGGAUUUGCUCAUCUUCAGAGGGCUGAUCACGUGGCGGCUCCCAGUGACGAGGAGGACCCCGAUGUCCCCCCUGGUUUCGGAUGA